Neohortaea acidophila is the source of this 1233-nucleotide messenger RNA. Its product is annotated as ZIP zinc transporter. Gene Ontology annotation, cellular component: membrane. Gene Ontology annotation, molecular function: zinc ion transmembrane transporter activity. The record is from RefSeq and is a predicted model, not a curated record. NCBI's taxonomy places the organism in Eukaryota, Fungi, Ascomycota, Dothideomycetes, Mycosphaerellales, Teratosphaeriaceae. The transcript has 2 exons. The coding region runs from base 1 to 1233 and encodes 410 amino acids. Gene Ontology annotation, biological process: intracellular zinc ion homeostasis; zinc ion transmembrane transport.
AUGGCACGACAAAGACAGCAGCUCGUGAAAGCUGCCAUUGUGCUGCUAGCACUGUGCGUUACACUCGCGGUGGCGAAGAAGGAUGAGAUCGCGGUGGAAGCAUUGAGCACUCAGGAGAUUGAAGAGCAGCUCCAGCAGGAGUGCUCUAUUAUCCAAAAGCUGACGGCCUACACCCAUGCCCACACCCCCACCUCACUAUCGCCGCUCCAGCGCGCCUUCAGCCUGCUCUUCCCCUUCACCUCCCCUGCCCUCAACAGCCUGAUGGCAACCCUCUACAUCUCCGGCCCACCAAAUUUCCUCCUCGCUCUGUGUCCAACGGACAUUGACCCCAGCUCAUUGAACAUCAUGGUCGCCUUCGCCGUGGGUGGCCUGCUUGGCGACGUCUUCUUCCAUCUGAUGCCGGAGAUUUUCCUCGGCGAGGUGCCGGAGGGAACAGUACGGGCAGUAUUGGUCGAGCCGAACAAGAAUUUGUUACUGGGACUCGCGAUCAUGGUCGGGUUCGUGACAUUUGUCGCAAUGGACAAGGGAUUGAGAAUUGCCACUGGUGGGGAGGGUCACACGCACGAUCACGGAGAGAGGAAGGAUGCGAACGGUCACGUUGAGUCCGACAAGGCCACGACCACGGGUGUUGCGAAGAACGAUGCCGCUCUUAAACAGCGCAAGAAGGGUGCAAAGACCGAGACCAGUGUGGCCCUGACGAAGAAUGCAGCCGAAACGAAACCCCCCAUCAAACUCUCGGCAUACCUCAACAUUGUCGCGGACUUUACGCACAACAUCACCGACGGACUGGCAUUGUCUUCGUCCUUCUACGCCUCGUCGAGCAUUGGUGCGACGACUACGCUCGCGGUGUUCUGUCAUGAAAUUCCCCACGAGGUUGGAGACUUCGCUUUGCUGAUUCAAGGAGGAAUGAGUAAGAAGAUGGCCAUGGGCCUGCAAUUCGUCACCGCCCUCGGUGCCGUCCUCGGCACGAUUAUCGGAAUUGCUGUCCAAGAACUUGGUGGAAGUGGUACUCUCGAGGGCGUGGUAGGGGCGGGUAACCAGGGUUUGGUCGGCACGAGUCUAAGCUGGGGCGAUGUAUUGCUGCCCUUCACCGCCGGAACGUUCUUGUAUGUCGGCACCGUAGGCGUCAUUCCCGAGAUGCUGGAGACGGGGCCAAAUCGAUGGAAAGAAUUGAGGAGUACUGGCUUGCAAUUCCUCGCCAUGGCGGCUGGUGCUGGUAUUAUGUUGGGGUAA